Molecule: messenger RNA, 738 nt
Organism: Helobdella robusta
Lineage: Eukaryota; Metazoa; Annelida; Clitellata; Rhynchobdellida; Glossiphoniidae
Exons: 4
Coding region: 1-738 (245 amino acids)
Source: RefSeq, a predicted model, not a curated record
AUGUUGCAAGAGAGGCCUUUACCCCUUCUUUUCAUGCAUUUACUGUUUCGUAUAACGUACGCAGAAUGUUUCACGAAAUAUGAACGAGAUGGAACUUGUUUCUGUUCCUGUGAUUCAUCUGUUGAAAGUUCUUAUUUGUCCACCAUCUCAUCUGUAGAGGCCCUCAUUUUGUGUUCAAUGAGGUGUUCGCAAAAAAGCAGCUGUGUGGCUUACAACUUCUUCACUGCAUCCAACCAGUGCCAACUAUUCAAUAAAACCGGGAACUGUUUUAGAGUUGUGCCAAAUUGCCAUCAUUAUUUCAAACUUACUAGCAACGUGAAUUUAGCGUUGAGCCGAUCUUUGUUGAUAACUGUGGACAAUUUUCUGCUUGCAUUUUAUGUCAACGGGGCAGCAGUUGAUGUUCCAUUGUAUUUUCGCAAUGCAGGUGAUUGGACGAAGACUGACAGGUACACGCUGGCAGGAGAUGUUAUCGUUCUCGCAAUCAAGCCACGCAACUCGGGAGGAGCUGGUAGAUUGAUAGCCAAAUCAUCAGAUGACUACAUCCUGACCAACUCUACCUGGAAAUGUACCAACAACUCAUACGAUGGCUGGUACGAAGUGGAUUACGAUGAUUCAUUCUGGCCUGGUGCUGUCGUUAAGAGGAGAGAAAAAAAUUCUGCCCAUGCCAUGCUCGUCUUCAUGCCUGCUCUCUGGAUUACCGACUCAACUGACUCCGUUUUUGAUGUUGUGUUGGGAUGA